AUGCGAGGGGAUGUUUCCACCAAUGCUCUGGCAGGCUACACCAAGGGCAUCAAGCUUGACAAGAGCAAGGAAGGAGUUUCUGGACUGCCCGCUGACAAGGAUGCAGCUGCCGCCGGACGCCUGCGCAAGACCAAGAUCGUGUGCACCAUCGGCCCCACGUCAUGCUCGCGCGAGAACCUCUUCAAGCUGGCUGAUUCCGGAAUGAAUGUGGCGCGGCUGAACAUGUCCCACGGGGACCACAAGAGCCACAAGGCGGUGGUGGACCUGGUGCGCGAGUACAACCGCCUGGACCGCGGCAAUGUGGCCAUCAUGCUCGACACCAAGGGCCCCGAAGUGCGCUCCGGCGACCUGGCGGAGCCCAUCGACAUGAAGCCCGGCGAGAAGUUCACAUUCACGAUUGAGGAGGGUGCGAACGGCACGGACGGCCGCAUCUCGGUGAACUAUGACGGCUUCAUCGAUGAUGUCAGCGUGGGUGACAUCCUGCUGGUAGACGGCGGCCUGCAGAGCCUGGUCAUCACCACCAAGUCCGGCAAGGACGUGGAGUGCGAGGUUGUCGACGGUGGCAUCAUGACGUCGAGGCGCCACCUGAACAUCCGGGGGAAGAGCGCCAACCUGCCGGCCAUCACAGAGCGAGAUUGGCUGGACGUCAAGUUUGGAGUGGACGUGGGCGUCGAUUACUACGCGCUGUCCUUCGUGCGCAACGCCGACGUCAUCUACGAGCUCAAGCGCUACCUGGCGCAGCAGGGGGCGUCGAUUGGCGUGCUGGCCAAGAUAGAGAGUGCAGACAGCGUGGACAACCUGGAAGACAUCCUAGACGCUGUCGACGGCGCCAUGGUGGCACGCGGCGACCUCGGAGCAGAGCUGCCCGUCGAAGAGGUGCCGUACUGGCAGAGCCGCAUUGUGCAGGGGUGCAGGAAGCGCGGCAAGCCCGUCAUUGUGGCCACCAACAUGCUCGAGUCCAUGAUCGGCAACCCCACACCCACGCGCGCAGAGGUGUCGGACAUAGCGAUAGCGGUGCGGGAGGGGGCGGACGCGGUGAUGCUGUCGGGGGAGACCGCAUACGGCAAGUUUUGCUUCAAGGCCGUCGACGUCAUGAGCACCGUCGCCCACCGCACCGAGUCCGCCAUGCUCAGAUUCAGCGGGACACGGCGGUAUGGCAGCGAGGAGUCAGAGCCGAUUGAUUGGAUUGUGUCGCCCGCGGACAAUGCAGCGCCGGGGCACAUGACGACGCCGGGGCUGAGUGAGAUGUUUGCCUACCAUGCCACCACCAUGGCCAACACCAUCAAGACCUCCCUCGUCGUCUUCUCGCGCAAGGGAAACAUGCCGGCGCUGCUGAGCCACUACCGGCCGGACGACCAGAUUUUUACGUUCACGGAGAACCGAGCCGUGCAGCGGCGGCUGGCGCUCUACCACGGAGUCACAGCGCUGCACAUGCGCUUCGGGGAGACCGCCGACGAGACCUUCGACAGGGCAAUCCAGGAGCUGAAAGCGAGGGGGUUCCUGGAGGGCGGGCAGCAGGUGGCCAUUGUGCAGAGUGGGCGGCAGCCCAUUUGGCGAGCAGCAUCAACGCAUGCCAUCCAAGUGCGUACUGUGGAGCGCGACCCCGACCCGGAGGACUAA
Coccomyxa subellipsoidea C-169 is the source of this 1620-nucleotide messenger RNA. Its product is annotated as pyruvate kinase. The record is from RefSeq and is a predicted model, not a curated record. Bases 1 to 1620 code for a protein of 539 amino acids. Gene Ontology annotation, cellular component: cytoplasm. Gene Ontology annotation, molecular function: potassium ion binding; pyruvate kinase activity; magnesium ion binding. The transcript is spliced from 11 exons. Gene Ontology annotation, biological process: glycolytic process. Lineage: Eukaryota; Viridiplantae; Chlorophyta; Trebouxiophyceae; Coccomyxaceae.